Neltuma alba is the source of this 844-nucleotide messenger RNA. Its product is annotated as 54S ribosomal protein L51, mitochondrial. Gene Ontology annotation, biological process: mitochondrial translation. NCBI's taxonomy places the organism in Eukaryota, Viridiplantae, Streptophyta, Magnoliopsida, Fabales, Fabaceae. Gene Ontology annotation, cellular component: mitochondrial large ribosomal subunit. The record is from RefSeq and is a predicted model, not a curated record. The coding region runs from base 209 to 568 and encodes 119 amino acids. The transcript is spliced from 4 exons. Gene Ontology annotation, molecular function: structural constituent of ribosome.
CCUUUGCCUCCUCUCUCCUAAUGCCGGCGACACCUUCCCUCUCACUAGCAGAAGACAUCGCCCGAGUCUCUGAUCUUCACUUCUGCUGCUUCCGUAGAACCUCCCGCUGCGUUCUUCGUCAGUCUUCCUUUCGUUCUCGGCGGAAUCUCUCUCGGUGCGUGGGUGAGAUUCUCCAGCCGUUUCUAUCGUUCAAGGCUCAAUCCUUCAGAUGGCUUUGAGAGGGGUUUGGCAACUGCAGAAGCUGAUUGUGAGCUAUUGUGAUUGGGGUGGAAGUAGCAGAGGAAUAAGGGCAUUUAUGGAGUCUCAGUUGCCAGUUUUUAAGGAGAGGAAUCCUCAACUAGAGGUGGUUACAGAACUUAUUCGUGGUCAGCAUCCCCAUCUGAAGGGCUUCUACAAGAACAAAAACCAGAGGGUGGUAUGUGUGAAGAAUAUGGAUCCAGAUGACAUACUUCUCCAUGCGACCAGGCUUAGGAAUGCGUUAGGAAGAAAAGUUAUAAAACUGAGGACUAGACAUGUGACCAAGCAUCCCAGUGUGCAAGGUACAUGGACAACUGAUGUGAAAUUUUAAGUUGCUCAGAUCUGUGGUACGAGGAAUCCUUCUUGCUGCGAAAGUUUAAGUUGCUCAGCUUUUUAACUUGCCCCAAUCACUGAGAACUUAUCAAAUAUUUGUUAUAAGGUACAAGUUCUUGAAUAGACCUUAGAAAUUUUAAUUUUUGCUUCUGAUUGCUCAUCUCCCGUUCUCCACUCUUAUAUUGCGCAGUGAAUUGAGCUUUAACUGCAUCGCAGAUCAGGGUUCGUAAGACGUAUCAUACUUAAUGUAUUUCCACUAGUCUUCAGUUUUAUA